AUUACCAGCGCAGGCAGAGUCUGGGAAAGUGUGUGUUGCUAUUAUUGUUGAGUAGAUGGUGAUCGGUAAACCCAAUUUCUUCUCCGAGUGUGUUGAUAAGUGGCAGUGCCACCCUCCCUCUUUGUUAGCUUGCUCUGUUUCCUUCAUUGCUGCGUGAGCGUUUAGCUGUUCCUAACGCGACAAACCGUCUGGAGCUGUGCUUAACGUUAAUCUUGGACGGACCUGGGAGGUGGGCGAAGGUGGAAAAAUGAAUGGGAAUAUGAUGAAGAGUCUUCUGAUCAGUAUUUUGACUGCUAUUGUCAUUCUGGCUUUGUUCAGCCAUUCUGGAAGUGCCCUAAAAUGUUAUCAGUGUGAUGGCGGUAUAAGUCCGUGUAAAACUAAUGUCACAUGCAGAGAUGAUACUGAUUCAUGCAUAUUUCUAACGCUUAGUGGAGUAAGAAAUGUCUCUGGCUGCUGGAAAAUUUCCAACUGUAAUGAAGACUUUAUUGAGAAAAAAUACCGGAAUGAAAACUUUAGAUAUAUGUGCUGCCAAAAAGACUUCUGUAAUAGUAGCCCAAUUACUGUAGGAAGCAGGAUGGUCCUUGGAGUUUCUGUGCUAAUCGUAAUCCAGAUGCUCUUCUAAUCCAGAGUAGAAAAGAACUUUUUUUGUUCAAAGUCACUUCAUACCUAUUGACAAAUAGCUUUUUGCGAGAGCAUCACACUUGGAGAACAGAGAAUAAUUGCAUUGGGGAAAAUCAAAGUAGAAUAGUAAACUUUACUAUGCUGUGAUGCUCCAUUCUACUUGCAGACUUGUAUCUAGUCUCUGUGCUUAAACUUUACAUAGCGAAAGCGCAUGAUGAUCAGGUGCAAUUUGUUUUGGGGGAGCUGUUGUGUCUGUUGAAAUUGUCAACUUAUUUUUCAUCCUUGCUGAUUUUUAAGAAUUUAAUCUUGCUAAUAAAAGUGUCUGCUUUA
Molecule: messenger RNA, 951 nt
Organism: Rhineura floridana
Lineage: Eukaryota; Metazoa; Chordata; Lepidosauria; Squamata; Rhineuridae
Product: CD59 glycoprotein-like
Exons: 4
Coding region: 248-622 (124 amino acids)
Source: RefSeq, a predicted model, not a curated record